Molecule: messenger RNA, 1678 nt
Organism: Aplysia californica (California sea hare)
Lineage: Eukaryota; Metazoa; Mollusca; Gastropoda; Aplysiida; Aplysiidae
Product: endoglucanase E-4
Exons: 11
Coding region: 28-1407 (459 amino acids)
Biological process (GO): carbohydrate metabolic process
Molecular function (GO): hydrolase activity, hydrolyzing O-glycosyl compounds
Source: RefSeq, a predicted model, not a curated record
UUGUCUUCAAGCACUUUGCUUAACAGAAUGACGUCACUGUGCCUGCUGUCUGUUCUCCUCCUUGUGGGGGCCUCAACUCUGGCUGCUGGAGCCAAGGACUAUAAGCUAGCGUUGAAAAAGUCCAUCUUAUUCUAUGAGGCUCAGCGCUCGGGUCCCAUCAAUGAUCACAUUAUCCCAUGGCGUCACUCUUCGGCCAUGCAUGACUGCACAGUUGGUGGCUGGUAUGACGCUGGAGACCACGUAAAGUUUGGACUUCCUAUGGCGGCAUCUUCCCAUCUUUUGAUGUGGGGUCUCUAUGAGUUUAGGGACGGUUAUACGCAGGCGGGUGAACUGAACCAGAUGUACCACAUGCUUAAGACGCCACUGAACUACUUCAAGGCGGCCUGGAAUGCGCAUGCGCAUAAACUGACAGCUCAAGUGGGAGACGGCGAUGCUGACCAUGCGUACUGGGGUCGUCCAGAGGACAUGAAAAUGUCUAGACCAUGUAUGUACAUCGACAGCCACAACCCAGGAAGCGACAUUGCUGGAGAAACAGCAGCUGCUAUGGCUCUUGGAUACCUCGUUUUCAAACAAAAAGACCACAACUACGCUAACGGUCUCCUGAGUUCAGCUAAGAGCCUGUAUGCCUUUGCCAAAGCUCACCCUGGAGUGUUCACGAAAUCUGAAAAAUUCUACAAAGAUGGCGGUUAUAAAGACGAGAUGUGCCUUGGGGCCGUUUGGCUGUACCGUGCAACCAAAGAUUCUAAGUAUCUAAACGAUGCUAAGCACUUCUAUGAGGCUGGAGUUCCAUGGGCCUUGAGCUGGGGCGACAAGAAAGUAGCCUGCCAGUUCCUGUUGUACCAGGAGGGCAACAACGGAUACAAAAAUGACGUCACCAAUUUUUUAAACCAGUUUCUGCCCGGUGGGAACGUAAAAAAACUUCCGUGUGGUUUAGCGGCCAGAGAUGACUGGGGCUCCAACAGAUACGCAGCCAAUGCUGCAUUCCUGGCUUUGCUGGCUGCGAAGGAAAACAUCAACCCAACCCAUUUCAGGAAGUUUGCCGUGGAGCAGAUCAACUACAUUCUUGGUGACAACCAUAUCAAUGGUGGAUGCUUCAGCUUCGAGAUCGGUUACGGUUCCAAAUUUCCACGUAAACCUCACCACAGGGGAGCAUCCUGCCCCACUCACGGAACGUGCGGUAGCGCGGACCUGAACAGCCAUGCCAACAGCCCACAAAUUCUCCAAGGCGCUGUCGUAGGCGGCCCUGACCUUGGAAACGUCUACACAGACUCAAGGACUGACUACCAGCACAACGAGGUAGCCACAGACUACAACUCCGGAUUCCAGGGAGCUUUGGCUGGUAUUGUCACCCUGCAGCUUCACCACCAAAUGCCAAGCGUACGCACUGACUGUCAGUGCAAACACUAAGGGUGUCAACUCCCCCGACGAUGACCUGAUGACUCUCUUGAUGGUCUGAAGGACGCAUCGUUAUUGUAUUAAUGUGCAUUACUCUUCAAUAUAGAUUGAAUAAUGCAUUAUUAAAUUUUGUCUUGAUAAUCUUGAAUGCAAUGAUAUAUUUCGAUCUGUUAGCAUCAUGGCUUUGAUUAAGUGUUUUCGUGUUUUUUAAUUGUGAAACAUAAAGAUAGGGGUGAUCCUUGAGGCCCAUUUUCCAAACCAAAAACUUGAGAUAAAAUCUGUA